AAAAAUCUAACCUAUGAAUGUUGUAAUAAUGCAAUAUUUUACAAAAAAUAAUUUUUUGCCUGGGUAAUUCACGCAAAUAGUGUUAUUAGCAUUUCAAAAUCUCUACAAACAUUCACAUAAUACAUCACUGUGACUAGUAAUAAGAUUAAUAACGAUUUUGGUUUUUCAAUACGAAAAAUUGAUCUACAAAUACAAAUAACAUUGUCCUGUUAUAAACAUUAGGAUGUGUCUUCAUAGUGCAUGUAUAAAACAAAUUAUAUGAUGAUGGAUAACAAUUCAGUUAAAAAUAUUAAGCCGUCCAAAGCCUAUGAAAAUUCUUUAGAAAAAAAUGAACAAGAAGUACUUGUUCUGCCACCUAAUCUGUUACAAGAGUUAGGUAUUAAUUUAGGAAACAUUCCAAAUACAUCUGAUUAUGCUAUAGUCAAAGGUAAUGUUGAACCCAGUGAAUUGCAAAGUGGAGAAAAAUCUGAAGAGUUAGAUAAUGUGGAUGAAGAAGUAUCUGGACAUAUAUGUGAAAAAUCUGUUAAAUUAAGCGUUCCAAUUUUAUCUUCUAUUAACAUUCCACAGCAGAAGGAAGAACAUAUCAAUGAAAAUAAUGUUGCAUACCCAUCUAACAUUAAACAAAACAAUAUUAACAUCAACAUAAACCGAAAUGGAACAGAAAUAGAUGGAAAUACUGACAUUGAAAUACAAUCCAGUGUUGAAAGCAAUUCAGAUAAAAAAUACCAAAAAAAGCCUAAUGUAUUUAAUAAUAAUACUAGAAAUGUAGAAAUUGGUGAAUGUAAUUCACUUAGCCAAAAUUCUAGUCAUGUAAAUUCUAGUAAUGAUAAGAAAAGUAAAAUUAAUAUUAUAUCACAGGAAGUUUUGAAUCAUGGAAGUGCUGAAACACUUAAGAAGUUCAAAGUUAACCCCACACCCAAAAAUGCUUUAAUUCCAUUAAAAAUUAAUACACCUAUAGGAAAAGUUCUUAAAAGUUCAUCAAGCUUUAUAACAAGUGCUACAAGUGAAAAUUCAAUUUCAUUGGAGCCUGAAUUUAGAAGUAAUAAAAUAUUAGAAACAAAUGAAUCAUCUUGUACCAUGCAUUCAGAAGAGAAUGAUAUGAAUACAAACAAUUUUAACAACUAUUCUGAUGUUGAUGCUGUUGAUGGUUUAACAUCAGAUAAGGACCUUGUUUCCUCUGAUAUAAAAAAUGCAAACCUUAAUGAUAAAGAAGCCACAGAAGAAAUUGAAGUUUAUUGUGUCAUUGAUGAUGAAAUGCAUAAUUUAAGUGAAGAAUCAAAUCUUCCAAAUGAAAAUAAAACUGUUGAUAUGGACAUAAGUGAUGAGACUCCAACUCCUUCUACCAGUUUGGUCUCUCCUAUAUCUGUUAGCAACACAUUAACUGACUCACAUCAAAUUAAAUUAAAGGAGGUUGAUAAAGAUGUUGAAAUUUAUACAGAAAAAAAUAAUAACAUUACAGAAAAUUUUGACGAGUCUAAUAUUUCAGCUAGUGAUAAACAAUCCAUGGAUGAAAGUAGGCAUAACAGUGUGACAGAAAAACCUUUUUAUUUAAAUCAAUGUUUACUAGAAAAAGUAAAUUUAUCACCAGACCAUUUAACAACUAAAUCUAAGUUAUGUAUACAAGGUGUUGAAAAACCUGGUGGAAUAAUUGAACAUAUUAGAUUGCAAACAGAGAAGAUAACUUUAAGAACAUAUAAAAAUGGAAAGACUAAAAGUAGAUUUAAGAAUAAAACACAUGAUGUGAUAUUAGUUAGUGAAAUGAUUGCAAAAACCUAUGACAGUACAGAUGUAUGCACCAAUUUGAAUAGUACCAAUGUUACCUGUGUUACAAAACAAAUGUGCACUUGUAAUGAUUUUGGUAAAUUGCAGUUUGAUGAUGAUGAAAACGAGUGUGGUCAUGUACAUUUUUUGCCCAAAAAUACAGUAAACAUGAAGCCAACAAUAUGUGAAAAUUUCAGUGGAGAUGCUAGCAAUGAAGAUAUAUUAUUUGAAACUAAUGAUAAUUAUGAAAACAAUGAUGGCCAACUCAAUGAUUUGAGUAAUAUUUGUUACACAGAUUUUUCAAUUUCAGAAAGUGAUGUAUCUGAACAAUUCAGUGAAAAUGAAAAAUCAUUAUUAAGUGAAACAUGUGUAAAUAUAUUUGAUGAGAGUAUGAAUAUUUCUAACUUUGAUAGUACAGAUGAUAUCAAAUUUCAUGAUUUCAAUCCCUUUUCAACUCCUGAGGUGAAGGUGGUAAACAUUUUUGCUGGAAACAAAUUAUUAGGACAAAAACGAAAAAGAACAUUUAACCAAGAAGAGGAAGGAAUAUUUCCACAAGGUACUGACGUGAAUUAUCAUAAUGCGCCAAAUGCUAAAAAAUUUAUCUCAUACGUUAAAUGCGCGGUUUGCUGCAAAGAAAUAGCGGAAAUCGAUUGGGAUAGCCAUUUGUCUGAUAUACAUUGUCAUAUAGCUUGGAAACAAGGCUCUAAUAUGAUAGAUCUCGAUGAUAAAAAAUUGAUUCAAAAAUUGUCCACAACCUUAAAAAAACGGAAUAACCUGUGUUGUACUUUUUGUAAUCACAAAGAGAGAGAUUCGAAAAAAUUUUUAGCACAUUUGAAAAUAUGUAUAACGAAAAUAUUUACAAAUGUAAAUAUAAGUGAUAGUAAUUUUUCUGAUGAUAUAAAUAUUGAAAAUAAUGACACUAUUAAGUGCGAGAUAUGUCGCGAAAAUGUUCCCAUCGCCCAUUGGACAGAACAUAUGACCAUAAGGCAUGUUGGCAGUAAGGCACAGAUUGAAAUAUCACCUCAUCCAAUUGAGAAUAUUAUAAAAACAGAACCCGUGGACGAAGAAGAUGUAAAAUUGGAGCUAGUAAAAUGCGCAGUUUGUAAAAUGGAAAUGAAUUCCAUCGAUUGGAGUGAUCAUAAUCAAAAAGAACAUAAUUAUUUUGCUUGGAAGGAAGGAGACCCAAAAUUGAAUCUAGACGAUGGGAGAAAAAUCUAUAAUUAUUUACGACAAAUUUUAAAGAAUAUUGGAUCACUUGUGUGCGGUAAAUGUGGCUUUGUCUAUCAUUAUCCUAAAAGUUAUAUGAAACAUAUUAAAACAUGCAAUGGAGAUACGGUAAAUAAUUCGCAUAACGAUUCAGUGGUUAGCAAUCAAUCAAACGAUGAUGUAAACCGGACACAAAACGAAGGCGCUGACACAUCACUUUCUUUUAACGGUUCUGUGGAAUGUGGGGUUUGUUCCCAGGAAGUUGCCGGCACAGAAUGGUUGGAUCACAUACAUAAAGAACAUAAUUACUUAGCCAAAAUACGAGGAGUUCCACCUCUAGAUUUAGAAAAUGUUGAAAUGGUCCGUAAACAUUUGUAUAGAAUCCGAUUAAUCACUAAAUACCUUUCUUGCGCUAAAUGUGGAACGAAGCGGAAAAUGGUUAAAAAAUUCUUGGAGCAUAUAAAAGAAUGUAAUGGUACUACGAAUACAAUGAAUGAAUCAACUAAUAAUGUUGAAUCAGAGUUGGAUAAUUCAAAAGAUGUAUCUAUUUGGGACAAAAUAACAUUGGAGUACAGUGGUACUGUCAAGUGUGGGGUGUGUCUAGAUGAGGUGGAGGGCAAGCAGUGGCUCCAACACAUACAAAAGGAACAUAACUAUAUAGCUUGGAUAGAGGGAGCACAGUCACUUAGUUUUCAAAUAGAAGAGGAAACUUCUCAGUAUUUAAAUAAUGUGGCAAAACAAACUGGAGUAUUGAUAUGCGGUAAAUGUGGUCUGAAUCGUAAAUACGGCAAAGCCUUCAUGCAGCACGUCAAAGAGUGCGACGGCAGUAAGGCUGCCUUGGUCGAUCAAUUAAAUGAUUCUGAAAUAAUCAAAAAUAAUAUAAAUUCAACAUAUUUGGAUGACUGCACAAAUAGUUCUGGGCAAGUUAAAUGUGGUGUUUGUGGGGUGGAAGUGGAGGGGGAGCUCUGGCUGCAGCACAUACAGAAGGAACACAAUUAUAUAGCGUGGGUGGAGGGGAGGCCGCCUAUUAACAGGGAAGAUAAAGAAUUAAUAAAUACCUAUCUGAAACUACUUAUAAGACGUAUCGGAGUGUUGGUCUGUGGAAAAUGUGGUCUACCUCGGAAGUUAGCAGGAUCGUAUUUAAAACAUGUUAGCAAAUGCGAUGAAAAUAAGGAGGAAGCAGAAUCGAGUAUUCAAGAGGAUGCAGAUGAGCAAGAGAACGAAUUUAUCCACACUAAGCCUGUCCAAUGCGGCGUCUGUCUGCAGCAAGUCGAGGGCAGCCAGUGGAUUAAUCACAUUCGCCUCAAACACGAAUAUUUGGCAAGAAUUGCAGGAAAACCACCCUUAGAUGUAAAUGAUGAAGAGAAAGUUCGGAAACAUUUGAUUGCGAUGAGGAAGCACGUGGAGCAACUUGUUUGCAACAACUGCGGGGAGAGCCGCAGACAUGUCGGAGCCUUCCUCAGGCACGUUCAGUACUGCGAUGACGCUGAGAAAAGUGACAAUGGGUCAGUGGAGAUGGAAAAUGAAGUAACAUUUGCACCGAGUGGCAGAGUUCGUUGCGGCGUCUGCAAGCAGGAGGUCGAGGGAGAGGAAUGGAUCAAUCACAUUCAAAAAGACCAUGACUAUAUGGCAACUAUAGAAGGAACACCGCCAUUGAUCUUAGACGAUGAACAAGAAAUACAAACCCAUCUGAAUAAUAUACGACGAUAUGUUAGAGAACUUGUUUGUAAUAAAUGCGGCGAAACCCGUAAAGGUGUCAAAUCAUAUUUGAAACACAUAAAGAAUUGCGAUGGUAAUGAGAGACUCUCUACAGAGACGGUAGAGGAAAGCCGACGUGAUUCAGUAGCAAGCGUACCUACGGAGGAAGAAAAAGAGUUCCAACUGGAGUUCCCUGGUACCGUGGUAUGUGGUGUUUGUGAGAAGGAGGUGUACGGCAACCAGUGGGUACAUCACAUACGUAUGGAACAUAAUUACAUAGCACAUGUUAAAGGAAAAACUCCUCUAGAUACAAAAAAUAUGAAACAAAUCAGAGCACAUUUAACCGCUGUCAGCAAAUACGCGGGUGGGCUGUACUGUAAUAAAUGUGGACUCAUGCGCUUAUACGUUAAGUCGUAUUUGGUGCAUGUUAAACGAUGUGGAAAUUCUCACAACCCAUUACCUGUAGAUACAAAUGAUCCAGAAAUAAAGAAAGAACCGGAUGAAUCAUUCAACUCUGAUGAUACUACUAAAGUGACUGACAAAUUCCUCAAUAACACUAACGCUAGCCAGUUUGUAUACGAGGGUAUUGCUAAAUGUGGAGUUUGUCACAUUGAUGUCAAAAGACAAGACUGGAUCGAACAUAUACAGAAAGAACACAAUUAUUUAGCCUGGAUAGACGGACAGACGCCUCUAGAUUUGAAGGAUGAAGAACAAGUUCACGCUCACCUGUAUGAAUUGACGACAUUACAAAAUGGUCUUACAUGCAAAACUUGUGAUACAAAACGUAAAUAUGUCAAAUCCUUUUUGGAUCAUAUACGAAAUUGUAAUGUAGCGAUGAGUGAUAUUAGAGAAGGUACUUUAGUGGAAUGUGCAGUUUGCUCAGAAAAGUUACCAGUUGAAGGAUGGAAGAAUCACGCUAUGAAGAAACAUUAUAACAUUGCCUGGACUGUUGGAUCAGAUCCUAUCGAUUUAAAAAACCCGUAUGCCGUAGAAAAAUACCUAAAAGAGUAUAAGAAAAGUCAAAAAUAUUUAAUUUGCAAAAUUUGUAAAUUAACACGCGUGUCGUGUGCAGGAUUUUAUGCACAUAUACUUACAUGCGGCAAAACUGAUGAGGAAAUAGAAGAUUUUAAAUCAGUCUGUGAGAUUUGCAACAGUAAAUAUUUGUGCAUAUAUAAGAAUCAGCAUUUAGCAUUUCAUAGAGAGCAGGAAUAUGUCAAGGAAAAGAAAUCCCGGGCUUUGGAAUUGGCGCAGACCAAGGCAGAAGAAGGAAACACAUCAGGUCGCCGGAGAGCUGCCGAGAAAGCAAAAACAGUAAUUGAAGAUUAUAAAAGCAGUUUGAGCAAAUUGAAACACAAAUGUCCGUCGUGCAGCUUCGGCACUGACGUGGAGGAGGAGCUGGAGGGACACAGAUGCGAGGCGAGCAGCGACAAACUGAGCGACUCCGACGCCUCCGCCUCCGACCACUCGGAGGACACCGACAGUGACGUCGACUCCAACGUCUCUAGGGAAGAGGAGGAGCAAGCCGUAGACAAGAAGAAACGAGUUGAAACUCCUGCAAAAGUAUCACAUCAUAUACCAUUUAAAGUAAAUAGUGCAAGUAAUUACGUCUCCCAAGCGGCCUUGGAUUUUUACAAUAUGCAAUAUACAUUAGAUGAAUUAUUUCCUGAUUGGAAACCAAGAGAAUACCAAGAAGUGGGUGCCAAAGAUUUACCAAAAUAUAUGCCAACUGUAGAAGAAUCUUGUAAAGUAAAAAUUGGCAAUGGAGAAUGGUCUACAUACAAACGUUUCGAAGCCAAGAAUGACAUAGUUUUGGGUAUAUUCGUGGGCGGGAGCAUACGAUGCGUGUCGUGGGCGGCGGCGCGGUGCGGCGGGGAGGUGGCGGAGAGCAGCUACCUCGCGGUGGCGGGGCACGGCGCGCCCGACGCCCCGCGCUUGCCCGCCUCGCACCUGCUCCAACAUCCGGCGCUCCUCCAGCUCUGGGACUUCGGAUACUUCGACAGUGUGCCCAAGUUUGUGCUGGGACUCGCACUUGAUUACGGCACUGUGUGGGCGAUGGACUGGUGCCCGUCGGGCGCGCGUGAUUGUCAGCCGUGCAGCACGGAGCACGCGCCCGAGGCGAGGUUGGGAUUACUAGCCCUGGCCUGUUCCAAUGGUUCCGCCUACAUCCUGCCAGUGCCAUAUCCCAAUCAGAAUGCUAAGAAACCACAGAUUAUUAAAAUAAAACCAUCAGUUGAACUUAGGUUAUGUAGCAGUGAAAACAGGAGAAAAUACCAAGCGACUGCUAUUAGUUGGUCUAAGCAAAAAGGUCAUACAGUUAUUUUGGUUGGUUAUGCGGAUGGCUCGACGGCAUUUUACGAUUUAAACUGUGAUUCUCCACUUUUGAAAUCGGUAGAGAACAACAUCACUGUAAUAUACCCAUUCCAGGACGAUCGACCGCAUAACACUUGUAUUUCGGAUGUGGAUCUGUUCGCGAGCGGGGACACGGGGGGCGGGGGUGGCGCGUGGGGUGCGUGGGGCGGAGCGUCGUGUACGGGCGUGCACGCAGCGCUGCGGGCGGGUGCGCCGCGCCUGCACGCGCCGCUCGCCACCUCCACCGCGCUCUUCACGCCACAUUGGCCCUCGCUCCUCGUCACCGCUGACGAAGCUAUUGCAAAUUACAUGACAAACGAGCUGGAGUGGCACGGCAGCGGGCGGCGGCUGGGCGGGCAGCGCGCGCUGGCGACGUGCGAGCGGUGCGGCGCCGCGGCCGCGCUCACGCCGCCCGCGCUGCGCCUCAUGCGCACGCACCCCGCCUACAGGGACCCGCGCAGAGAUGUGGUGGGAACAUUACGCAUGGCACCGUUGGGUAAGAAAAGAAGUAAACAUACAAACGACGAAUUAUCAAUGAAGGUGGAACCGCUCACCUAUGAGGACGCCGUCAAAGAGUACGGGAUAGAGCUAAAACUCAAAAUUCAUAUGAACAAGGCGGACCAGCAGGUGGUGGUGAGCGAGGCGAAGGCGCAGUUCCCGGAGCGGUUCCCGCUCGCCGAGGUGCCCGCCCUCGCCUUCUGCACCGCGCCCUCCGCACACAGGCAACUCGCCCUCCCCACGCACUCCGGAUUACUCUUCAUCGUUACUAUGUGACACAACAAUAUUCAACUAUAAAUAUCUGCUCACGAAAAUGUGUAUAAUCUUAAAAUACCAAAUUAAGUUGUUCCGUUCACUUCGCAUAAAUAAAGGCCACAAACACAUCAAUUACUCAUCAUCAGAUGGACUCAUGAGAAGACUGACUUAGAAACGAUCUUCCUCUAACGUGACAGAGGCUGAUUCUCCUUUAAAAUUCAUAAGAAUAAAAUACAAAUGUCACGUGUACAAAUAUUAUUAUGGUAAAAAAAUCAUCGUGCAAGGUUUCCGUUACAUUACCUGCAAAUAAUUGUCAUAUAAUAAAGUAGUCUAAACAAAUAGUAAUUAAUAAACAUAAUUAACAAGAGAAAAUUGUUAUACAAUGAAAUACAUACGAUAAGUUUGUACACAAGAAACAUUGCACUGCAGCGGUUUCCUACACGAGUUUGAACGUUAGCUAAUCGCAACAAGUAUCCGCCAUUGCUCCGGCUUCAUUUGUACUUAAUUAAUCUACCCGCGUAACACGCUCCUUGUAUUCCACAGAAUAACAAUUUACAUCUUAUGUAUUAAAUUCUCGUGUUCUUAGUUAAAAUACUCCUUUGAAACGGCUUCACCGAUUUUUAUGAAAUUUUAUACGCAUAUUCAGUAUGAGAAUCGGCUACUAUAUAUUUUUAAUAC
Messenger RNA from Papilio xuthus (Asian swallowtail), 8445 nucleotides. RefSeq lists its product as uncharacterized. Gene Ontology annotation, biological process: transcription by RNA polymerase III. Gene Ontology annotation, molecular function: protein binding. The record is from RefSeq and is a predicted model, not a curated record. Gene Ontology annotation, cellular component: transcription factor TFIIIC complex. The transcript is spliced from 37 exons. NCBI's taxonomy places the organism in Eukaryota, Metazoa, Arthropoda, Insecta, Lepidoptera, Papilionidae. Bases 265 to 7788 code for a protein of 2507 amino acids.